Messenger RNA from Pteronotus mesoamericanus, 1005 nucleotides. RefSeq names its product serine protease 21 (gene PRSS21). Bases 1 to 1005 code for a protein of 334 amino acids. NCBI's taxonomy places the organism in Eukaryota, Metazoa, Chordata, Mammalia, Chiroptera, Mormoopidae. Gene Ontology annotation, biological process: proteolysis; acrosome reaction. The transcript is spliced from 7 exons. The record is from RefSeq and is a predicted model, not a curated record. Gene Ontology annotation, molecular function: serine-type endopeptidase activity.
AUGGGCGCUCCGGUCGCGGUCGCGGCGCUGCUGCUGGUGCAUCUGUUGGUGCCAGUCGAACUUGAGAUGCAGGGAUGGCAGGAUCUGGACCUGAUGUUUCCAGGUUUCGAAAACUCGUCAUUGCUCACAUGGCCAUGUGGCCAACGAGCCCUUGGGACGCGUGUGGUAGGCGGACAGGACGCAGAGCUUGGGCGUUGGCCGUGGCAGGGCAGCCUGCGCCUAUGGGGUUCCCACUCCUGUGGAGCGAGCCUGCUCAACCGGCGCUGGGUGCUCUCUGCAGCGCACUGCUUUGAAAACAACAAUAACCCCUAUGAGUGGACGGUCCAGUUUGGUGAGCUGUCUGCCGUGCCAUCUAUCUGGAACCUGCAGGCCUACCAAAACCGUUACCAGGUGGAAGAGAUCAUUUUGAGCCCCAGGUAUCUGGGGGCUUCAGCCUAUGACAUAGCCAUGCUGAGGCUGUCUUCCCCUGUCACCUACAAUAAGUACAUCCAGCCCAUCUGUGUCCUGGCCUCUUCCAUCGACUUCCAGAACCGGACUGAUUGCUGGGUGACCGGCUGGGGGGACGUCCAAGAAGAUGAAGAGCUGCCAUCUCCCUACACCCUCCAGGAAGUGCAGGUCGGUGUCAUAAACACCACUAUGUGUAACUACCUCUACUCACAGUCUCCUUUCCGCUAUAACAUCUGGGGAGACAUGGUUUGUGCUGGCGAUAUUCAAGGUGGCAAGGACUCCUGCUUCGUGACUCUGCUCACCCAUUCUGCUCCCCAGGGUGACUCAGGCGGACCGUUGGCCUGCGAAAUGAAAGGGCUGUGGAUUCAGAUUGGAAUCGUGAGCUGGGGAGUGGGCUGUGGAAGGCCCAACCGGCCCGGAGUCUACACGAACGUCAGUACGCACUUCAGCUGGAUCCGGAUGCUGAUUGCCCACAGCAGCAUUCACAGGCCAUACCCCUGGCUGCUGCUCCUGUGCCUCCCCCUUCUCUGGACGCCCCCAUUCCUGCAGCCGUCCUGA